AGAGGAAGAAGUGGCUCUAAAGCGGACGAGGACCUCUGCGACUCAGCUCCAGGCAAUCAAUGAGGACCGCGAUGCUUGUUCUCUGCCCAUCUUCUUCCUCUAUUUAAACGCAAAUCACCACAUCUCAACUUUUUUGGUGCUAAAACGAACUUUGGAUACCAGCUUUCUUUUUUUCCUCACACUUUUCUCACCCUUCUGAUUUUGUCUAAUAAAUAUGACAGCUUCUUUUCUUUUUCCUCUUGAAUGGAUUAUAAUAUGUGCCAUUUCUCACGCGCUUUUACGCACAGGAUAAAGGAAACAACAAAAAGGUGUGACAAGAGCCUGGCGGACAACUGUGGAUUUCUGCGAGUGAGUUCUAGCUUCCAGAUGGAUGAGGGGGGCAUUGGCCGGACCCCCCUCUUGAUUGAUCACUUAUUAGUCAUCCCUUUGAGCUAAAUGGGACCCAUAGAAAAGGCACCGUGGAAGACAUACAUGAAUCAAAUAUUCCCGUGUCCCCUCAAUGUUUCUAGAGUAGUUUUGCUCAAGAGAGGGGGUCGUGGCUUGAUAUUGUAAAGAGGAAAACAGCAUAGCUUUAUGAGUUUAUUUAGACACUUUGGACCGUUUCACAUUCUGACGCUGUAAAACUGAAGAGGAUUUUCCCAAAGAAGAUUUUUACGCUUGUCUCUUUUAUUUUUUUAUUACAUCUUUUUGCAAAAUGAAACUUUGGACUUUUACCUGGGUGUCUUGCCUGGUGAUUCUCAUCUUGUGCUUUGGCUCAGAGUGUGGAACAGUUAGGUUAAAAGGGAGAUCCAAGAGGGAGCUGGUGCGCCUCAGGGAGGCAAAAGGCACCAUCCCGGGCUCCUGUGCCACUCGCCUGCCCCGGGGCAAGCGCUCCGUGCCCGGGGUGGAGAGGAGGCUCGUGCGCCAGCGGCGGCGCACCUCUCAGCCCGAGAACAACUCUCUGGAGCGCGGGGAUAAAGCGGUUUACUUCACCGGCAGAGGAGACCAGCUGCGCCUUAAACCCGGCGUAGAGAUACCCAGAGGAAAUUUUACUCUUGAGAUGUGGAUGAAGCCGGAGGGAGGUCAGCGCUCCCCCACAGUCAUAGCAGGCCUCUACGACAAAUGCUUCUACGCUUCCAGUGACCGGGGAUGGCUGCUGGGCAUUCAGGCGGUCAGCGAAUACGGAAAUCGAGACCCGCGGUUCUUCUUUUCCCUUAAAACUGACCGUGCACACAAAGUGACCUCCAUUUACUCCAACGCUCGCUAUGUGCCCAACCAGUGGGCCCACGUGGCGGUCACGUACGACGGCAUCUACAUGAAACUGUUUGUUAACGGCGCCCAGGUGGGUGUCAGUCGGGAGCAGUCGGGAGAUGUCUUUAGCCAUUUGACCAAAAAGUGCAAAGUACUGAUGAUCGGAGGAAAUGCCCUGAAUCACAAUUACAGAGGGGCAGUGGAGAGAUUGGGUCUUUGGCGGCACGCCCGAGCACAGAGACAGAUUAUCAGAGACAUGCAGGGCCACGAAGACCCCUUAGAUCUACCUCAUCUCGUCAUCCGUGAAACCUUUGAACACCCAGGACGAAAGUGGCUCACUGUAAAAGACGGGAGUUUUCCACAACCCGAGCACGGCGCUGUGGGGCGGGUUGGCGGUCUUGGAUGGGUCGGAGUUCCCAAUGGCGAAAGCUUGUUAGAUAUAACGCUCGAGCCUCCCCCUUGCGGUCAGACUGUUUGCGAUAACGUGGAGGUCAUUAAAAACUUUAACCAGCUUUGGACCUUCAGACGCCCCAAAAAAGUCCGCUACCGGGUGGUCAACAUUUGGGACGACGCGCGAAGACGACCGACGGUGACGGACCAUCAGAUCAGUCUGCAGCACCAGCAGCUCAACGACGCCUUCAGCCCGUACAACAUCACCUGGGAACUUAGCAUCCACAACGUCACCAACUCCUCGCUACGGAACCGUUUAAUCCUGGCAAACUGUGACAUUAGUAAAGUUGGCGACGACGCGUGCGACCCUGAAUGUAACCAUCCUCUGACGGGCUACGACGCCGGGGACUGCACGUCGGGACACCGGGGCAGAUGUCCCGAACACAAACAGGGCAACGGGAUCUGCGAGCCCGAGUGCAACUGGGAGAACUUCAACUACGACCACGGCGACUGCUGUAACCCCGCUGUGACCGACGUGACCAAGACCUGCUUCAACCGCUCGUCUCCGCACAAAGCCUAUUUGGACAUAAAGGAGCUGAAAGAGAUCUUACAAUUGGAUGGAUCAACUCACCUGAAUGUCUUCUUUGCCAAUUCUUCUGAUGAAGAUCUGGCUGGCGUUGCCACUUGGCCUUGGGACAAAGAAGCUCUCACGCAUUUAGGUGGCAUCGUGCUGAACCCGUCCUUUUAUGGGACCUUUGGUCACACUGACACCAUGGUCCACGAGAUCGGACACAGCCUGGGGCUCUAUCAUGUUUUUCGAGGCAUAUCUGAAAUUGAGUCUUGCAACGAUGCUUGUCUGGAGACUGAGCCCUCGAUGGAAACUGGAGACCUGUGCGCCGACACCAACCCUACCCCCAAAUUCAAAGGCUGCCACGAUCCUGUACCUGCAAACGAGACCUGCGGCUCUCGGCACUUUAAAGACACACCGUUCAACAACUACAUGAGCUACGCUGAUGAUUCCUGCACUGACUCAUUCACACUGAACCAAGUUGCCAGGAUGCACUGCUAUCUGGACCUCAUCUACCAGACCUGGCAGACCACGUCCAAGCCGCCUCUCGUGCCAAUGCCGCCCCAAGUGGUCGAGCAGCAUCAUAAUUCAGUUACACUGGAAUGGUUCCCACCCAUUUCGGGACAUUUUUACAACAGAGAAUUGGGAUCAGUGUGUGAUAAAUGCACAGAAGGGGGGGUCCUGCUGCAGUACGCCUCCAACUCCUCCUCGCCGCGGCCCUGCGCCCCCUCCGGACACUGGUCGCCCCGAGAAGCUGAAGGCCCUCCAGAUGUGGAGCAGGUCUGUGAGCCAAGUGUGCGCACCUGGAGUCCCAAUGCUGGAAUCGAGCAGGGCACGGUGGGCCUGUCCGAGUGUCCUCUGCAGGGCUGCAUGCUUCAGCUGGAGUUCCCACACCCAUUAGUCCCAGAUUCCCUCACAGUUUGGGUGACCUUCUUUGGCGCUGAGGAAACAGCCCUACCGGCCAUCCACAACAUCCUGCUGCUGACGGUCAACGGGAACAAUAUCUCACUCGGUCCAAGCAACGUGUUCUGCGACACCCCGCUGACCAUAAAGCUGGAUGUUGAGGAGCGAGUGUAUGGCGUCCAGAUUUUCACCAUGGAGCAGCACCUGGAGAUCGAUGCCACGCUCUUGGCCUCUAAAUCUGACUGCGAACUGUGCAGAAACUGUGAACCUCUGCGAUAUCGCCUGCUGCGCCAGCCGCCAUUUAACCACGCCCCCACGGGUCUGAUGCUGAAUGAACCAGUGCGGAGGUACACAGAUAGGGAUCUGAUGCCAAAAGUCGUGUACACGUAUCAAGUUCAAACUGUAUCUAGCUGGAGUGAGAGCGAGCCCUCGCCGCCGCUCGUGCACCAAGUGGGCGCUCCGUACUGUGGAGACGGCCGUAUUCAAAGUUUCAAAGGAGAGGAGUGUGACGACAAAAACUCUGUGAACGGGGACGGCUGCUCCAGUCAAUGCAAGAAAGAGCCUUUCUUCAACUGUGUCGAAGAGCCCAGUAUGUGCUACUAUUACGAUGGCGAUGGGGUGUGUGAGGACUUUGAGCGGGAGACGGGGGUCAGAGACUGUGGUCUCUACACACCCAGUGGCUUUUUGGACCAGUGGGCCACCAGUGUGGAAGUGUCCCAAGAGGAGAAGCCCUACUGCUCUGGAGAGGUGGCUGCAGGAUAUCCUGCUGUGACUAAGACGUGCCAGUCGAAGGUGUUUGACUUGUCAGACGGCGUCUCGCAGUACGCAUGGUUCCCCUGCCACGGGGGCAGUCAGACACACUGGGGAAACUCCAACUACUGGCUCAAGGCUCACUUUUCACAUCCCAUGGUGGCGGCGGCGGUCAUCAUUCACCUGGCGGCGGACGGGACCAGUUACAUCGACCAGACGCAGUGCAACAUCACGGUGCAGCUGGUGGACACUAACGAAGGCAACCACAGCCUGGGGGAGUGGCGCCUCAGCUGCCGCACGAACCCGCUGGUGAUCCCCGUGAGCCACGACCUGUCCAUGGCGUUCUACCACACCAAGGCCAUACGCGUCAUGUUCAACUCGCACCUCGUGGCCAUCUCCGGCGUCGGCAUGCGCUCCUUCCAAUCCUUCGAUCCCAUCACCAUCAGCGGCUGCCAGAGCAACGAGAUCUACAACCCCACUGGACAGAGUUGUGUACAUUAUUCGUGUGAAGCCAUCGACUGCCAGGAACCUUUAAUCCGCAAUGCAGAGCUUAAGUGCAGUAGCUCCAGUCGCCACUUCUUCAACGGCGACCGCUGCACCAUCUCCUGCAACUCCGGCUACGUCCUCCAAGUCCACCAGGACGACGACAUCAUCAAGAGCCAGUCGGACUCAACGGUCACCAUCACCUGUGCGAACGGGAAGUGGAACAAACAGGUGUCGUGCGAACCCGUGGACUGCGGCAUGCCGGACAAGUAUCACGUGCAUCCUGCCAACUUCAUGUACCCCGAAGGCACCACCUACGGCAAGAAAAUCACGUUCCAGUGUCGUGAACCCGCGCAGCUCAUCGGUACCAACAACACUCUGACUUGUCUGGAGGACGGUUUGUGGUCGUUUCCGGAGGCCCUGUGCGAGCUGCGCUGCCCGGCUCCUCCCCCCGUCCCCAACGCCGUGCUGCAAACCAAACGCUGCAACGAAAGCGGUCUAAAAGUGGGCACCCUCUGCAAGUACAAGUGCAAACCGGGCUACCACGUCACUAACAAACCCAAGAGGCGGGCGUUCAAGCGGCAGUGCACGGAGGACGGCAGCUGGCUGGAGGGGGCGUGCGAGCCGGUGACUUGCGACCCGCCUCCUCCCAUCUUCCACGGCUCUUACUACUGCACGGACGGUUUCCGCUUCGACAGCAUCUGUAGACUCAACUGCACCGAUCCUGCCGGUAAUAGCGCCAGUGCCGCUGCAGGAGGCUCCGCCCAUACGAGCACCACUUCCAAUAUGAUCCGAUGCAGGAAAGAUGGAAACUGGACAGGGUCGUUCCGCCUCUGCCCGCACAGCAAAGGUCAAUGUUCUUUACCUCAAAACCUCCACCACAACCUCCAGUACUCCUGCAAACGCGGACACGGUAUAGGUGAAGAGUGCGAGCUGUCAUGCCGAGAGAGCACAAACGAUGUGGUGAUCCUCCCUAGCAACAUGAGCGUGGACAACGUACUGAGGGAGCACUGGAGGAACCCACCCAAAGUCAAGAAUAUAGUGUGUACCAUGGGACUGAAGUGGUAUCCACACCCCGAGCUGCUCCACUGCAUCAAGGGCUGUGAGCCCUUCAUGGGAGACAACUACUGCGAUGCUGUAAACAACAGAGCGUUCUGUAAUUACGACGGAGGAGACUGCUGCCAGUCCACAGUGAAGACCAAGAAGGUUAUUCCUUUCCCCAUGUCUUGUGACAUUCGAGAUGAGUGUUCCUGCCGGGACCCCAACGCCGUGGAGAACAGAAAGGAGCUGCACAUGCACUCUGUGGGCUGAGCGGCUCACGGACCCUUCACUGGCACCACACUGACAGAGGGGAGACCUGCACAUGCUGCUUAACAGGCAUACCUCUCCAUCCAUCCUGCAACUCAGACCAGCUCAAAUGUCUCAUUACACCAGAGCGAUACAUGACCACACUUAUUUUCCCUGCUAAUUAGGAAUGUUACUACACCAAAAACACAGCAAAAGGAAGUAAAAAACUAACUUUUUGGGGGGAAAUAAUAUGAAAAUAUCUUUUAAAAGUCAUAACCAAGCGUAGGUAGCAUGCAGCUGUUUCGUGGCAGAUUUGCUUCCAGCUCUAGGAUCUUGCUUUGCAUUUCUUACAUUGAACCAAAGGUAUUUAAACCAACGUGGAUGUAACGAUCUUUAUAGUUUGUGAAAGCGAAAGAAACCCAGAAAUCAAUGUUACACGUUUGUCACGGGAGGUUCUUUACGGGAUACGCGUCGUCUUAUUUGAGUUUUCCGGCUAUUUACACGUCAAAGUUUAGGAUGAAACGUGCGCGUUGUGAGGUGAGCGAGUCUAAAGUGAACUCCUGGGGAAUACUGCAGUCACAUCACUUAGUAUUCAUGGGCCAAACGAACACGAACGGCGACGCUGAUUAAACAAAUCUAUAUUCUUUGUUCGGAUCAUUUUCUACUCGCAGCUAAAUCACGAAGGCAUAAUGAAAGUAACAUUAGCAUGGCUUGUGUAAUUGUGCCGCUCCUCAUCACCCGCACAUGUUCAAAAAUCAGCGCAGCGCCUCUUCUCUUCUCUUCUCCGGUCCGUCAAAGCGUGCAUGUUAAUAUACGAAUCGUAGCGACUCCUAAAAAAAAAACAAAAAACCUUUACAGUAUGUUCAAAUCUAUCGAGUCCAAAGUUUAGGGUGCCUUUUCUUAACACACAAACGUGGCUGCGGAUGUGUCGAUGUGUUGCGAUGUUGGCAUGACCGAACAGAAAAGAAAGCGUCACACCGAGUUUUUUUUUUUCCUCCUCUCCCUUAAAUCCAGAACAUGUGCGCAACUGUAUGUAACGAUUAGUCACUUCCAUGCAUGGCUUUUACGAAUGUCCUGUUUAACGUUCAAAUCUCAAGCCGUAACAAUGACGUCAUCUUAGCUUUACGUAGAAUGUAGUCGGUGCUAGCGAGGUGUCAAAGCAUGGCCACUUGCACUGACGAUACAGCAUUUUGGACAUUUGGAUGUACUACCCUCUUAUCAGUAUGGCAGUAGUUGCGUAAAAAAAGAAGUCGUUUGCUGCUUCGAAAACGUCACGUCAUUUUGAACCAGCAAACUACGGACAUAUUUUUGUAGUUUCCUUUGUACAAUUUGCAUAUAACCUCCACAGAUUUACUAUCGAAAUGUUAUUUUAAUCCAAGAAUAUUCUAUUUUGCUUCGUAGUGUCGUUUAUGCAUCGCUUGCGGAUAAAAAAAACGGAAAAAAAACGGCCAAAUUAUCAAAUCUUCCUCGUCCGUACAACCUAUGUUGGUCCACAGAAUGGUGUGUUGAAGGGUUCUGGGUGUGUUGAACCAUAUUUGCUGCUAUUUCCUCUUUACACGACCAUAACCGUGGCCGAAGGCGCCUGUCGUUGAGACGUUUAAGGAGUCGUUUGGUAGAAAAAGGAGCCGAAGGAGCCGGUAUCGGUAGAGAGAAACCAAACCAUAAAUCCAAAAUAGUAUAAGAUAACUCUUUUGUGAAUGGGAAGGCAUGUAUUACUUUGAUUUGUACUUCUUUCUUGUUUUUAUUUUUUUACUGAAUAUUUAAUCAGUGUUUGUAUUAUUGACCUCAGUUACUGCACUUUUCGUUGCCAUGUAAGAAGAAGAAGAGAAUUCUGUAUAUGUCAGAUGGUUUAGAAGCUGCUAUUGUCAUAACCGUCAUCAAAGCCAACUAUAUAUUUGGUGAUUCUUCCUGUUCUUCUCGUAGCCUUGAGUAGUGCUUUAUACGUGUCGUAGAGAUGAAAUCAUCAGCAGAAAUGGGAGGGUGAGCCGUCUCGUCCGUAUCCUCGCCCUCGCUCGUUCUGUACAUAUGUUGUGAUACGAUCGAUAUUUGCUCUCGUUUGUCCUUUAUUUGUCUGAUGUAUGUGAGAUCACCAGAGACUGAAGGUGUAUAUUUUGGAGAAAAAAACAAAACAAACCAACAAAAAAACAAAAAAAAAUCAAACAAAAUGGGAGAACUUGGAAUGAAAUACUUAUAUGAAGAACCUCCCAGUUUUUAUGAGAUGCAUCUUCAUCAGAGAUUGUUUCAACUCUUUGUAUAAAAUAUCCUAUAUUCAUGGUAAAACAAAUAGUUAUGUUGAUAUAUUACAAUUCUAUGUAAUGAUUAUUAUCCAAAUAUAGCUGCUUUAUAUGGACCUGUUACCAGUAGGGUGGGACUGACUUCACUAAACCAAUGACAUGCAGUACUGUGGUUCCUCAUCUGCUUUUCACAUCACUGGGACGCCAUUCCAGCCUUAUGAAUAUUCUGUUGUCGUUCAGUCUGGCAUCGGACUUUUCUUUGUUUGAACAAACCCCAGAUCUCUCCAAGUGGAAAGGACACUCACUUUGAGAGAAAUCACCCGUUUGCCAUAACUUCAGAACUUUACUGGAAGGAAUUUGAAGACUGGCGUGUUGUGGAUGUCACCUCUCUACUGUAGGCAUCACAGGACUCCUCGCUGUACCUCAUGCCUGUAAUUUUUGCUGCUUCUAUAUUUUUGCUUCUCAUAACAAUGGUGUAAAUACUAGAAUUAUUUAUUGAGAGUGUUAUACUUUUUAAGUUAUAUUUAAAAGUCCAUGUAAGUUAUUUUACUUUGUUCAUAUAAACAAAACAAUUAUUGGGUGAGUUGAACUCAUUUGGUCCGUGCAGUGGAUUAUCGAGUGGACACAAAAGGCGCAAAAAAUAAAAACUGACCUUAAAGUGGACGGGCAGUGAAGAUGUUUCUAUGUAUUGAAUGCUUUGUAUCUUUUUGUUCCUAAAGCAGAAUGUAAUGUUUGUCUUUAUUGCAAUGUUUGUUUAAAUGCACACCAUGCAUAAAAGUUGUGAAGGCAAAAGUCUGAUAAUUUCUGAUAUCGUUCACCUCCACGGUGCAAAACAGAGGGGUCAUCUGGACGUU
Messenger RNA from Periophthalmus magnuspinnatus, 8699 nucleotides. It is a transcript of the gene pappaa, whose product is annotated as pregnancy-associated plasma protein A, pappalysin 1a. The transcript has 22 exons. Gene Ontology annotation, molecular function: metallopeptidase activity; protein binding. Lineage: Eukaryota; Metazoa; Chordata; Actinopteri; Gobiiformes; Gobiidae. The coding region runs from base 695 to 5635 and encodes 1646 amino acids. The record is from RefSeq and is a predicted model, not a curated record.